Spea bombifrons (plains spadefoot toad) is the source of this 2758-nucleotide messenger RNA. RefSeq names its product acyl-CoA synthetase long chain family member 6 (gene ACSL6). Gene Ontology annotation, cellular component: membrane; endoplasmic reticulum. The transcript is spliced from 21 exons. NCBI's taxonomy places the organism in Eukaryota, Metazoa, Chordata, Amphibia, Anura, Pelobatidae. Gene Ontology annotation, molecular function: arachidonate-CoA ligase activity. Gene Ontology annotation, biological process: long-chain fatty-acyl-CoA biosynthetic process; very long-chain fatty acid metabolic process; long-chain fatty acid metabolic process. The record is from RefSeq and is a predicted model, not a curated record. The coding region runs from base 225 to 2321 and encodes 698 amino acids.
AUGUCCAGCAAAAUGGGCUAUUUACACUCUCAUGGGAAGGAACACCCGAUUCUAGAUUAAUGCACUGCUUUUUUAUUCCAUGUUUUUAAUGAGGCUUUUAAUGGCAUAGACAUAGUCCUUGUAAAUGGGAGCAAUAUCAGAAAUAACUUCAGGCUGAAAUCACUCAAGAAUCUGGGCUAGGAACUGUCACACACUAAGAGUUGGCUUUUUCAAUACUGGAGAAAAUGCAGGCACAAGAGAUCUUGCAGAGUUUGAGGAUACUGGAAUUUGAUGAUUUUAGCCAGUUUCUUAAAAGUGUGCCUGCAACCACUCUUGUGGGAAUAGGUGCAUUUGCUGCAGUCAUAACAUAUUGGCUUGCCAAUCGCCCCAAAGCAGUGAAGCCACCAUGCGACCUCAAGAUACAAUCCAAGGAAGUAGAGGAAGGUGGAGGUGCUCGGCAUUCUGUGUUAGGAGAUGGUCCCAAGCUACUUACACAUUACUAUGAUGAUGCAAGGACUAUGUAUGAGGUUUUCCAGAGGGGACUGCACAUAUCUGAACAUGGUCCUUGUCUUGGAUCCAGAAAACCCAAUCAGCCUUAUGAGUGGUUGUCCUAUAGAGAGGUCUUCAACAGGGCAGAAUGGUUAGGAUCAGGAUUACUGCACCAGGGAUGCAAGUCGUCCACUGAUCAGUUUAUUGGUGUAUUUGCACAGAACCGCCCAGAGUGGAUAAUAACUGAGCUGGCCUGUUACACAUAUUCCAUGGUGGUUGUUCCCCUCUACGAUACGUUGGGCCGUGGAGCUAUACAAUACAUUAUCAACACAGCCGAUAUUUCUACAGUGAUUUGUGACAAGCCAGAGAAAGCCAGACUUCUCCUGGACCACGUGGAGAAAGGAGAGACACCAGGGCUCAGAUCACUAGUUCUUAUGGACCCAGUAGAUCAGCAGUUAGUACAAAGAGGAAGAAGUUGUUCAGUGCGCCUUCAGACAAUGCAGGAACUAGAGGAAUGUGGAAAAAAGCACAUGAGACCACCUGUGCCACCAAAACCUGAAGACCUUUCCAUUGUUUGUUUCACCAGUGGUACCACAGGCAAUCCCAAAGGUGCCAUGCUAACUCAUGGUAAUGUGGUGGCUGACUUUUCCGGCUUUUUAAAAGUGACAGAGAGUCAGUGGUCCCCAACAUCUGAGGAUGUACACAUUUCCUAUUUGCCUUUAGCACACAUGUUUGAGAGAAUGGUGCAGUCGGUAGUAUAUUGUCAUGGAGGCAGAAUUGGGUUCUUUCAAGGUGACAUCCGUCUUUUAUCUGAUGACAUGAAGACAUUGAGACCAACAAUCUUCCCUGUUGUUCCAAGACUAUUAAACAGAAUGUAUGACAAGAUAUUUAGCCAAGCAAAUACUCCUAUUAAACGCUGGAUUCUUGAAUUUGCAUCUAGAAGAAAGGAAGCUGAAGUACGAAGAGGCGUUAUACGAAACAACAGCUUGUGGGACAGACUACUUUUUAAUAAAGUACAGGCAAGUCUUGGAGGACGUGUUAGGAUGAUUGUAACUGGAGCAGCUCCUGCAUCUCCCACGGUUCUAGGAUUCCUGCGUGCGGCCCUCGGGUGUCAGGUUUAUGAAGGAUACGGGCAGACGGAAUGCACAGCUGGUUGCACUUUCACUACUCCAGGGGACUGGACGUCAGGACAUGUUGGAGCACCACUGCCAUGCAAUUUUAUCAAACUUGUUGAUGUAGAAGAGAUGAACUAUUUUGCUUCCAAAGGAGAGGGAGAGAUAUGCGUAAAAGGACCAAAUGUAUUUAAGGGAUACCUAAAAGACAAAGUGAAGACAGCUGAGGCAUUGGACGAGGAUGGUUGGCUCUACACAGGAGAUGUUGGCAAGUGGUUACUGAAUGGAACGCUAAAAAUUAUAGAUCGGAAAAAGCACAUAUUCAAACUUGCUCAAGGGGAAUACAUUGCUCCUGAAAAAAUUGAGAACAUUUAUAUACGCAGUGAACCCGUAUCACAAGUAUAUGUCCAUGGGGACAGCCUUCAGGCCUUCUUGGUUGGCAUUGUUGUUCCUGAUGUGGAAGUGAUGCCUGGAUGGGCCAAGAAAAAAGGGUUUGAGGGAUCGUUUAUAGAGCUUUGCAAUAAUUCGGAUGUCAAAAAAGCAAUAAUGGAUGACAUGGUGAGAUUAGGGAAAGAGAGUGGUUUGCAUUCGUUUGAGCAGGUAAAAUCACUUCACAUUCACACAGAAAUGUUCUCUGUACAAAAUGGUUUACUGACACCUACAUUUAAAGCAAAGCGACCGGAACUCAGAGAUUACUUCAAGCAACAGAUUCAAGAGCUUUACUCCAGUGUCUCUGUGUAGCAGAUGGCAAAUACAGAACACGCCAGAAAACAGGAAAAAAAAAUAUUUUGCCAUAUCCACGUGUGACAAAUAGAGGAAAAAAGGAUUUUAACCUCUGUAACCCAUGUAUUAUCUCAAUGCUUGGAAUGCAAAAAAACACCCAAGGAAAAGCAAGGUUACAUUAACCAGAUUUAUUUGACAGUACUAGCAGCAUGUAUAAAAGUUAAUAGAGACUGUACACAUUCUAUUCUGGACAAUAAAAUAUAUUUUAGAAGUAAACUAAGAAUAUUAGAUUGAAUUACUUAGGUGUCAAUGCACGGAACUGUGAAGAAAAAUAUUCAUAGACCAAUCUAUCUUCUGGAUUGCUAGGGCAUUGCUGCUCUUUUUAUAUUGCAUUUAAUAUUGCGUCAAAUGUAAAGAAAUAUUAAUUUCCAAUAAAAAAAGUAUGAAUGGCAUAA